AUGUCACCUUGGAUAAGUCUUAAGAGUUCAGAGCUAUUUGACUCUACAAAGGUCGAGUUUCACAAGUCUAUAAAGAUAAACGCUGAUCAGGACAGGAUUAUCCGUGUCCUGGUUCGGCACGUGAAGUAUUUUCUGGGUCUUCGAUUUGAAGUGAGCGGGUGGGAGCAUCUGCAGACAGAGGGACCUUAUGUCAUCAUCUCCAACCACCAGAGCUCCCUGGAUGUUUUGGGCCAGAUGGAGAUCUUACCAGACCGCUGCACCAUGAUUGCCAAGAAGGAGCUGAUCUACGCCGGCACGGUAGGCCUCGUUUGCUGGCUAGGUGGCAUCGUCUUCAUCAACCGCAAGAAGACAAACGAUGCCAAAAGUGUCAUGGCUGAUGCUGCCAAAACCAUGUUGCACGACCAGAUUCGUCUGUGGGUGUUUCCAGAGGGAACCCGGAACCAAAGAGGUGAUCUCCUGCCGUUCAAAAAAGGCGCUUUCCACCUGGCUGUGCAGGCUCAAGUGCCCAUCAUACCCAUUGUUUUCUCCUCCUACAACAACUUUUACCUACGGAAAGAGAAGCAGUUCAAACCAGGGACCAUCACAUUGAAGAUCCUUCCAAAGAUCGAGACAAAGGGCAUGACGUCAGAGGAUGUGUCAUCUCUCGCCGACAAAUCCUUCAAUCUGAUGCGCUCUGUCUUGCUGGAGAUCUCUGACUCCAUAACCCAGAGCAAUGGGCCCUUGAGGCACUGAACAUUAACCACACUCCUGCCUCUCUUUCUCCUGUGCCCCUAUCUGAGACCCAUUCCUCUCCCUCCUUGCUCCCCUCAGGUUGUCCCAUAUCUGGCCAGGAAACAACAUGACACAGGCCUCAUGUCAUGAAAUCUCUUUUUGUCUAAUUGACUCCUGGUCCAGUCUGCUGCUGGCCUGACCAUAGAGCACAGUCAGUCCCGACCCUCACUGUGUCUGCAGCAGCACUGGCAGUGGCGCUGCUCUGCACGCCGUGAGCGGAGUGACGGACGGCAGUCUUAAUAGUAGGGAUGUGUGUUGUUCUUCAUGCAUGCCUUUUGGAUGGCUCUGUCCACUUUCAUCCUUGCUUUGGAAACCUGGCUUGGUUGUUGUCAUACUUUAUGAUGACUUUGUACUUUUUUUUGGCCUUUAUGUCCUGUGUCCUCUUUUUAUUCUUUCACUUUCUGUUGCCAGUGGAUAUUUAUGUGUUACUGUCAUUCUGCCUUGGGUUAGUUCCCUUUGGAUACACACACAAAGUACUUCAUCUCAUUCUUUCCUUUCCUUUUAGUCCCCCCCCCCCCUUUCCAUUCCAGUCUCUUGACUAAAGACAAAAGGAGUGGGGUUUCCACGAGCAGUGGAGUGUGUGGAGGUAAGAGUUCGAUGCCAGUCGACCAUCAGCGAUCUUGGUUCUGUUGCUGUGAAUUCAGCUCUGUAUCCAUAUUGGCUCUGCAGCGCUAUAACAUGCAUCAUGAUGUCAGAAUACAAGGAAUUCAAUGUUACAAGUAUAACAAUGGCACCCAUCUGUACUGGAUUAAUGCACUUAAGUGGACUGAUCAGUUUUCAGUGUUGUGCAUUGUUGGUGUAUCAUUGUACAUUCUUGUGGUUUGUCUCUCCAAAAGAUUAGAAAUAACUUGUGUGCAGCUUGGAGCAGCUCGUGUCUUCUGGCUGUGUCCUGUACAUUUGCUCUCUCUUGAUUUCCACGUGGGUUAAUCUUGUUUUAUAGAAGCUAUCACACAUUUUUUGCUCCUCCUUCACUUAUCUAAGAUGUGUCAAAAAGAGAGUUUCAUAAAGUGCAAUGUCCAACUGUUUUGGCAUUACUGUUCCAAAGUGCAAGCUACCUGAUGUGCCACAACGGAGUGGUUUUCGGAAAGUUUCCCACGGAAGUCCACUAUCCUCUUACUAUGACCUACUUAAUCACUCAUCCACUAAUUGCCCUUAACCAAUGAUAUAAGGUGGUUCUUGCUGAUAGGAAGAGAGUGAAACUUGGGUUCAGCUAUGUGAAGAUAUAAAUCUCAAGAUUUGACUUGGUCUUAUUUGUUCUGAUUAGCAUUCACUAGUUACUAAAAAUCAAAUCUAUAUCUCAGAAGAUUAUAUGCAAUUCAUUAAUUGGAAAUGUGGAGGGUUGUGUCCCCCUCUUUUUUUAUAUAUAUAUUAAUAUGAAAGUGACAUGCAGGUGAACAACACUUUUGUGGUUGUGAUGUUCUGAUUUGAUUUCUAAUUAACCUGAUAGGAGAAUAUUAGAUUAUGGUUAAGUUGUGGAAUUGAUUGGUUCUUGUCGCACUUCGGAUCGUUUGGAAAGCUCGCUUAUGAUCAAUUACUCUUCUGUAAUAUGUACUGCCAAUGACUUGCAAUCAGAUAAUACUGACUGAAUGGUUUUAGUUUACGUCCAACUGAAAUUUCACAUUUCUUACUGCCUUUAUACUGUUAGCUUUUGCCCAUCAAAACCAUCUGAGAAUGUAUUUCAUCAUUCAGGAUAUUUAUAUGCUACUAAUUGCUUUUUGGUUUUUUCCUAUUAUGUUAGUUGGAUCUUGCAUACAUCUGGCAUCAGAUCCAGAACAUGUAUUUAUUUGAGCAUUAAACAUUAAGUUUAGACUGACUUGUACACACACAUCUUCUGAAUGGACUGAUCAAUAGUUUUGGUACUAAGCCUGUACACUGCUGUUCAUAGCUGAGUGCAACAGUAGAUUUAGUGAUAACUUGCUGGGCUUUUUGCUUUAAGUACAUAUGACAGUCAGGGUUUCGUAGGCUGAGGGUGUGGAAUACACGCCCCUACUCGUGACAACUGAUUAAAUUCUGUUUUGUUUUGUUUUUUCCUUAGUUUGAAUAUAUUUAUUGACUCUUUUUCUUAUCUGUAAGAGCUUAUUUUAUCUUUGCAGCCAGUGUUUUGAAUGUUAAAAGGUUUACCAAAUUGGUUUCUUCCAAAAUACAAACUAUAAUGUACCAUAUAAAUGUUGCUAAUGGAGUGUUUUAUCGAAUGAUUUCCUGUUCAUUUCUUGGUUAUUUAGCAGCACAGAUGUGUGAUUUGUAAACUUUGUGUCAUGAGCUCGAACCAGUUGCUAAGGGUCUCUGCAACAGCCCUGCUUCACUAGUUGUUUAUGAACCAAUAUUUAAAAUAUUGGGAAAGACUCAAAGUAUUCUGAACCGUAAUAAAGCACUUUUCGUGCUGAGUGAGUGGAAAAGUAAAACUGCUUUUCUCUGGUUUUCAUCAAAGCUAUUAAAGUGUAACUGGUGGAAGUUUUAGAUGGAUAUGAGAAACAGAGCUGACAUCUUGCAGAGCCUCGUAUGUGUGAGUACAUGUGCACACGUGGCAUAGAAGCUCAUUAUAGUAUCUGUUUAAUAUCGAUGCUGUAGUGUUCUUGUUCUUGUUUACCCUUCUUUUGGGUAAAUGUGAAUGCCUUGCAGAAGAAUAAAUGCAAAUUCAUUAAUUCUUUCUUUUUUCACCCAAAUGUUUUUGUGCACUGAAAUGCCUGCUUUGCCCUCUGCUGCGAUUUUACAUUAGAAGCAGUGAUGGAAAGUAACAAACUGCACUGUACGCUUUACAUGUAUACGUGAGCGUUUCCAUUUCUUCUACUUGAUACUUGUACUCCAUAAUAUUUUAGAGAGAAGUCAGUGCUUUAUACUCCACUACAUUUAUGCAUCUGCUCAUUUGUAGGCCAUUUUACAUAGUGCAGAUGAAACAAAAGUCUUACCAAGUCAUUUGUAUCUGUUACUGAGGCCUACUAGUCUCAGACAUUUUUCUUGAAGCAACCCUUAUUUUUCCUUGGCUUAAGACUGUGAAACUCCCCGCUCUUGAAACAAGUAGUUUUUCAGAUAAAACAGGAGGUAAUAAUUAACUACUGGCUAGUUUUUUUCUUUUCUUUUUUUUUUUUUACAUCUUGAUAAAGAAACAAUAUGAAUGCCAAUUUUUUUUUUUUUUUGUAAAGCUCCACCUCGAUUGGAUUCUGAGUGUUGUUUACAUGUUAACGCAUGAUCAAAAUGAAUGUUAUAUAUUAAAAUGUUGUUAAAAGGC
Molecule: messenger RNA, 3997 nt
Organism: Monopterus albus (swamp eel)
Lineage: Eukaryota; Metazoa; Chordata; Actinopteri; Synbranchiformes; Synbranchidae
Gene: agpat2
Product: 1-acylglycerol-3-phosphate O-acyltransferase 2 (lysophosphatidic acid acyltransferase, beta)
Exons: 6
Coding region: 1-732 (243 amino acids)
Biological process (GO): phosphatidic acid biosynthetic process
Cellular component (GO): membrane; endoplasmic reticulum
Molecular function (GO): 1-acylglycerol-3-phosphate O-acyltransferase activity
Source: RefSeq, a predicted model, not a curated record